Messenger RNA from Episyrphus balteatus (marmalade hoverfly), 910 nucleotides. Its product is annotated as sarcoplasmic calcium-binding protein-like. Bases 26 to 712 code for a protein of 228 amino acids. Gene Ontology annotation, molecular function: calcium ion binding. Lineage: Eukaryota; Metazoa; Arthropoda; Insecta; Diptera; Syrphidae. The transcript is spliced from 3 exons. The record is from RefSeq and is a predicted model, not a curated record.
UUUCUCCAUUUUGUAUGUUUUUCAGAUGGUUCCAAAUUUCCAAAUUAAAGCAGUCCGGCAAUAUUCAAAAACUCCAAUGCCAGCUUAUGCCUACGAUCUUGAAUCUGAUUCCGACUCAGACGGUGAAACAUCCCAUAGGCGAUAUAAAGACAAUAAAAAAAUGCCACAAAGGGGGGAAAGUGAAUUCUGGCGCAGAAAGAUGCGAACACUCCAUAACAUUCUAGAUGUAAAUCGAGAUGGUGUGAUAUCAUUUGAUGAUUACAGUUUACUAGCUAAAAGAUUUACUGAUGUGGGAAAUUUAUCACCUGAAAUGUCUGCUGAAUUUUUCGAUGUUAUGAAACAAACUUGGGAAGAACAAUGGGGUGAAAUUAAUCCCUAUAAUUUAGUCACCGCCGAACAAUUUUUAACUGAACUACAUCAUAAGCUCAACGAUAAAGAUUUAGUCAAAAAAAUUGGACGCUUUCUUCCGUAUCUCUUUAAGGCAGUUGAUAUUGAUCAUACUGGUCAUUUGAAUCUAGACCAAUACAAAUUAUUUUUCCGUUGCCUCGGACUGACUGAUGAGGAUGCGGCAGUAUCAUUCGCUGUGAUAGACAGAAACGGUGAUGGCCAGCUGUCAUUAAAUGAAUUCGUACAUCUUGGACGACAGUAUUUUUUAAGCGAAAACGAACGUAAAAUAUCGAGAAUGUUUUGGGGACCAUUGAUUAAACAUUGAUAUUUCCUUCUGGUCAAGAAAUGAUUUAAUUAUUUUCAUAGAAAUUGGCUAAAUAUAAGACUUUCAAUAGAAUACUAAUUAUUUAAGGUUAUUUUUGUAUUAGUUUAUAAAAAUAGAUUUAAGGCAUUAUUUUUAUACCUACUCAUAAUAAAACCGUUUAUAUUUUUAUAUUGAUGUAAGAAACAUUAUUCAAAUUUA